AUGUCAUCACCGCCUACUUCUCCCCCUGCGGCGAAGCGACAGAGGCUCGAAGCAUCACUUGAUCCAGCUUUGGUCCCCUCAUCACCAUCUACUUCCGCACAGCAAAUCAAUGGUCACACCAAUGGAGAAUCAUCUGCACCGGUAGUCACCUCAGCGCCUACUAUACCUGCAACUUCUACCUCAGCCACACAGCCCGAUGAGAGUGACGACGAUGAAGAAGAAGAGGAAUAUCAAGCGUUCAAGCAUGAUCACGAGGAUGAAGGCAUACAUAGAGACAUGUAUCUUGAUACUAUUUCUCGACAAAACCUUGAUUUUGAUUUUGAGAGAUUAUGUUCGAAAUCACUCAGCAAUAUCAACGUUUACGCUUGUUUAGUCUGUGGAAAGUACUUUCAAGGUAGAGGAAGAGGUAGUUGGGCAUAUAGACAUGCUGUUGGAGAAAAUCACAGAGUUUGGUUGAAUCUCACUACAGAGAAGUUCUAUGUGCUACCUGAAGGAUAUCUGGUUUCUGAUCCCUCGCUGAACGAUAUAAUCCAUGUACUCAAUCCAAGAUAUACGUCGAAAGAAUUAAUCAAACUAUCUAAAUUACCUGAACCAUCCUUCACGUUAUCAAGUCAAUCAUAUAUACCUGGAUAUAUAGGAAUAAACAAUAUCAAGAAGAACGAUUAUUUGAAUGUUGUUUUACAAUUGUUAUUACAUAUACCACCCAUUAGAAAUUUCCUGAUCGAUCCUAAAACACCUGAACUGAAAGAAGAAAAUCGACCUACAGAAUUAGUGAGAAGGUUCUCAACUUUAGCUAGAAGACUAUGGAAUCCGAGAUUAUUCAAAUCACAAAUAUCACCGCAUGAAUUUUUACAAGAAGUAAAUAAAAGAUCAAAUGGUAAAUUCAAAAUGACUGAACAAGGUGAUCCAGUCGAAUUCCUAUCUUGGAUAAUCAACACUUUACAUAGAGAUUUGGGUGGAAAUAAAAAGAAGCAUUCGAGUAUUAUCUAUUCAACUUUUCAAGGUAAAGUCCAAAUUCAAACUCAACAAGUUAUAAUACACAAGGAAUAUUCAAGACCUGUUUUCGACAUUGGACGAGACAUACAAACUAUCUCAUCACCAUUCCUAUUCCUAGCUCUCGAUCUUCCUGCGACACCAUUGUUCACAGAUGUGAAUGAGAAAAAGAUUAUUCCUCAAGUACCGUUAUCCACCAUCCUGGCUAAAUUUGAUGGCAAAACAAUACAGGAAUUCGGCCCAACACUGAAACGACAUCACUUGGCGAUGUUACCUCCAUACCUGAUCUUACAUAUCAAGCGAUUCACGAAGAAUAACUUUGUUUCUGAGAGAAACCCAACUAUCGUUAAUUUCCCUUUGAGAGGAGUGGAUGUCAGUGAAUAUGUCGACCCUAAACCUACCGAUCCAAUGUAUAGUCAAUAUGAUCUGUUAUCAAACGUAACGUUGGAUACGACAAAAGCAUCGACGGAAACAACAGGAACAGGUCCAGGUAUAACAGCAAAGAAAAAGAAACAAAACGAAGAAGAAAAUCCUUUAACAUGGAAAAUUCAUGUAAGAGCAGGACAAAAUAACAACGCAAAUACGACCGAUAAACAAUGGUUUGAAAUGCAAGACCUAAGAGUUGAAAGUGUAACUCCUGAAAUUGUGUUCUUGGGCGAAACCGUCAUUCAAGUUUGGGAAAGGAGGGAUUUGAGUACUACAAGAUCAUGA
Messenger RNA from Kwoniella shivajii, 1704 nucleotides. RefSeq lists its product as uncharacterized. Gene Ontology annotation, biological process: spliceosomal complex assembly; protein deubiquitination; mRNA processing. Gene Ontology annotation, molecular function: cysteine-type deubiquitinase activity; zinc ion binding. Bases 1 to 1704 code for a protein of 567 amino acids. The transcript is spliced from 6 exons. The record is from RefSeq and is a predicted model, not a curated record. Lineage: Eukaryota; Fungi; Basidiomycota; Tremellomycetes; Tremellales; Cryptococcaceae.